Postia placenta MAD-698-R-SB12 is the source of this 540-nucleotide messenger RNA. RefSeq lists its product as hypothetical. The record is from RefSeq and is a predicted model, not a curated record. The coding region runs from base 1 to 540 and encodes 179 amino acids. The transcript is spliced from 3 exons. Lineage: Eukaryota; Fungi; Basidiomycota; Agaricomycetes; Polyporales; Adustoporiaceae.
AUGGCGAUCGACCGAAGGGGUAUAGCGAACCAGUGCAAGGGGAUCAACAUCUUAACCCCCAUUCUCGAUGCGGAUACUCGGGAUUACCUCAGGCUACAGUACCCAGACACACCGGCGGAUUUCGCAUGGUUGAGAAAUCAGAUCUCCGACCACAUCCAAAUCAUGAUCACGUGGCCUGGAUAUGCAAACUAUCCCUCUCAGCACAUCCGAGUCUACAAUGAAGACGGAACUAGCAUCACCAUGCAGAAGCUGGCAGAAGAAGUCUGUGCUUUCGUCUGCAAAUUCUUUAUAGAGCAUCACGAGCUCCCUCCGCAUCCCAGUGAAAAAAGGUGGGCGAUAGGUAACAGUCCAGGAAGGUACCAGAUGCGGCACGUCUGUAUCCCGUUCAUCAAUCGCUUGUAUGAUGACUGGUUCCAGGUGGUGAUGAACGUACCUGAGCCAGACGAGCUUGAUGAGGGAAGGGAGAUGGAUUCUCGGUCGUACAUCCUACAUGACGUCAAGAAGUAUAUCGAGAAUGGAUUUCCGGGCAAUGGGAUCUAG